CUGGCGGACAGCCCAAAGAUACGCGUGUCAAUGUCAAUAUUUCAACGAUCCCCUAUUAUAACCAGAAUGAAAGAGGUUGCUCUCGAUCGAUGAAAAUAAAAAAAAAAAAAAUCUGAAUCGGUCGAUUCGUUCGAUUAUCCCUGUAUCGUUCCCGUUUGUUGCAAAAUUGCAAAAUUCCCCAGCCACAAUGGCCGAUUAUUAUCAUUGGCCGUGUCUGCCGUUUUAUUUUUGACGAUUAGGUCAGUAGUUCGUAGCCGGUAGAUCGUGGAAGGCUCCCGAUCUGAUUGGCCGAAGGAGGUCGGUCAAGAUUCGGUCUCUUCGGGUUCUCUUCUGAGAAGCGGGUGCCAGCCAGGCGAGCUUUUUUACACGCUCGCGAGGCUGGCAAUCCACUGCAAUCACUCUAAAAGGACGCAAUGCCAAUAUCAAACCGCUGUAUUGGAUCGACUGGCUCGCAAUCGGUAUAAUCGUUUGCGUUGUUCGCCCACCGUGUGCCGUGGAAAUGACCGGUGCUAUACGCAACACCGCGUCAUCGGCUUUCUACGGCUCCUGCCAAUCGCAGUUCCGGAUUCGCGUGAGCUUGACAUUGCCAAAUGAUGUAACAAAGUGCUCCAUUUCCCCUCCUUUGCGGCAAAACGGCCUCGCGAACUUGGGAUGAAUCAUCGCUGGGUGAAAUUUAUCUAUUUCAAUUGUCCUCAAUCGCGUUCACUUUCAAUUUCCUCGCUUCACUUUGUUAAAAGCAACGACGGAGCAAUGAUGGAUGAUGGUUGUGAAACGAUGAAUUCGAUGAUUUUGGAUCGAACAAAGGGAUAUUCGAGUAUCAUUCUUUUCGCGAUAAAAAUUUCCAUGUACAUUUGACACGAUUCGUUGAAUUCGCGAUUUCCAAAAAAUACAACAAAUGUAACAAAUUAUUUAAAAUCUAUAUUGAAAUUGUUCCUCCGCAGUAAUGUUGUAUCUAGUUUGAGGAACGAUUGGAAGAAUGUUUCUUUUAAUUUUUAUUAAGGAGAUUUCGAUAUCGGAAUGAAUGUGUUAUCGGAAUAUUUAACAAAUUCAAUUAAGAUAAGUAAAGUAUCCAUCGAUUUAAACAUCGACGUAGUUUGUCAUCGAUUUCGUUCAGCCAAAACACUAUACGUUUCGCAAAGCGUGAACCGUCAAAGGGUCCCAAUUAAGAAUCUUUUUAUAGUAUCUUUAGCUCGACAGAUGAUUGGUGACUGUUUAUCGACGCUAAUAAGAAUGCGUGAUUGCGUCUCUGCAGCUCUACUAAUUAAUUUACUAAGGCUCAGUGUGACAAUUCCAUCGGUACAGUAAGAAGCGAUUGUUCAAACGGGAACUGUUAAUCAUUUUACUUCUGUGAUAACUUCUGUGAUUAAAUUUGUUAAUAUAAUAUCGUCAAAAUGGAUGAGAUUCAACUCAGCAAAGAUCAGAUCGCACAGUUGAAAAUGGGUUUCGAAGCGUUCGAUCCCGACAAGAAGGGAACAAUCACCACUGACACAGUUGGCACCAUUUUGAGUAUGAUGGGGAUGAAAAUUCCAUCCGCGCAACUCAACUCGGUCAUCGGUGAAUACGAUCCAUUCGGAUCCGGGGAAAUGAAUUUCGAAGAAUUUUGUGGCUUAGCCUCCCGAUUCAUGGAAGAGGACACGGACACAGAGGCAAUGCAGCAAGAAUUGCGCGAAGCGUUCCGCUUGUACGACAAAGAGGGAAACGGUUACAUCACCACCGAUGUGUUUAGAGACAUCCUUCACGAAUUGGAUGACGCGUUGUCCCCCGAGGAGUUGGACAUGAUCAUCGAUGAGGUGGACGCUGAUGGUUCAGGCACGGUUGACUUUGAGGGUACGUGUACAAGUGAUUGUUUAAGAUUUGUGCAGACAGAAUCAUGUGAUCUGGCAGAUGGGGAAAAACGAGAGAAACUUGAGAAUAUAAAUAUAUAUAUGUUCAUUAUCAACGAAACUCGUAGAGAUGAAGAUGUUGAUUCCAAGAAAGUGAAAAUAAGAAAAUGUCGAAUCGUUAUCACAAUGUUACAAUUAUUGCUACAUCAUAUCAUUCGUCUGCUAGAUCAAUCCAUCAAAAGGAUCGUGUUAUCUUUUGAAAUUACGAAUGUAAUUCGAGGAAUCAAACAAAGAUCGUUUCACGAUUUCAGAAUUCAUGGAGGUCAUGACAGGCUAAAUUAUCACCUUGGCACGAGGCGGUCGUCCCUCGUGGUCGGUCGCCACGAGAGGCGCAUAUAUAAACGACGAUACCGUCUGCCUUUACUAAACACGUGGAAAACGCGCGAUUUAUCGAGAUAAUGUUUUGGCAAAGUAUGAAGUUAAUGGUUCCGCAGGUGACGUUUCUUGGGAUGGUGCUCUUAUAAUGCAACUGUAAAAUAUUUAUGCGCGGUCGAUUUUUGGAUCGGCUGAAAUGUAUUUCUAUCUAUGUGCCGGAAUUAAACGGGAGCCCCUCAAGAUCCUCAACGAGGCUAUCGCGAUUCGUGAUAGAAACAAGUUUAUAUUAACAUAAAUUGAUCGUUUUUUUUUUCUUUUUUUCUUCCGUUGAUCGAGAUCGAAACGAAUUCUCGUUUUGUUCGUUGUGUUUUAUCGUUAAUCAAUCGAGAGAAGAUCGUGCGAAACGCGAAGAUGCGAUUAAAUUUCGUGAAAGAUUGGAAAUAUACUUCAUAUUUUGUUCUCGAAACGACCGUCUGUCACAAUACUCAUGAACGACAUUAUAAUGAUAAAAUUGUAUAAGUUUAAGUAUAAAGUAACUUGAAGUAAAAAAAAAAAAAAAAUUAUAAAAAGAAUGGAAGUACAAAAAAAUAGCAAAUAUAA
This is a messenger RNA of Apis cerana (Asiatic honeybee), 2798 nucleotides long. RefSeq names its product troponin C type IIIb (gene TpnCIIIb). Lineage: Eukaryota; Metazoa; Arthropoda; Insecta; Hymenoptera; Apidae. The record is from RefSeq and is a predicted model, not a curated record. Gene Ontology annotation, cellular component: myosin II complex. Gene Ontology annotation, molecular function: calcium ion binding.